CCUUCCGCCACUACUUCUCGACUGCGCAGGCGUAUCUUCUCCGCUCAGGUGGACUGUGGUGGAGAGUCAGGAUUGUAGCUCCAAGUAGCCGCUCGUGGUGCGCGUGCACGAACCCUCGGACUAGGCUGGCGAUGGCGACGGAAGAGGACAAGCGCACAUCCCCGGAGCCCGCGGAGCUGCCGGCCGCCGUACGCGCGAGCAUAGAGCGGAAGCGGCAGCGGGCGCUGAUGCUGCGCCAGGCCCGGCUGGCGGCGCGACCCUACCCCGCGGCGGCGGCGGCCACCGGAGGCAUUACCAAUAUAAAAGUCCCUCCCAAAAUGAUUGACACCAAAGGAGGCUUCAUUUUAGAAGAAGAGGAAGAAGAGGAACACAAGGCUGCAAAUGUUGUUCAUGAACCAGGGCCAGUCAUGGAGUUCGAUUAUGCCAUCUGUGAAGAAUGUGGGAAAGAGUUCAUGGACUCGUACCUUAUGAGCCACUUUGAUUUCCCAACAUGCGAUAGCUGCAGAGAUGCUGACGAUAAACACAAGCUUAUAACCAAAACAGAAGCCAAGCAGGAAUACCUUCUGAAAGACUGCGAUUUAGAGAAGAGAGAGCCCGCGCUUAGGUUCAUCGUGAAGAAGAACCCUCGUCACUCACAGUGGGGUGAUAUGAAGCUCUACUUAAAGUUACAGGUUGUCAAGCGGGCUCUUGAAGUCUGGGGUAGCCAGGAAGCACUGGAAGAUGCAAAGGAAGUGAGGCAGGAAAACCGAGAGAAAAUGAAGCAGAAGAAGUUUGAUAAGAAAGUCAAAGCGCUUGGUGGAUAUGUUCCUGUCCUGACUAGGCCACAGAGGGCUGAGUGGAGUAGACGGUAGAGUAGACUCGAGGAGCUGAUUGUGCAGUUGGCUCAGAACAGAGAGGAGUCAAAGCAAGUCUAAAGGCUUUUUAGUUGGAAAGAAAUUGGAACAUGGUUCCUCUUGAUGCACAGCGAAGCUGACGCAAAGCUUUCUUCUUUAUGAGAAGGUAAGCAAUUCCAUCCGCCCGCUUUUAACGUGUGGUUUAUGUUAGCAGUUAUAGCACUGAGUUUGCUGCAGACAAAGUGUGACCACCAUAAGUACAUAGACAAGUUCCGCAUCUCCAAGGCAGAGCCACACGCAGGCCCGUGGCUGCGCAGGGUAUCCGGGCUUUGAAGGACACAUCACCUAGCAGACGUGAACCCUGAGUUGGUGGGAUACACAGAAUGUUUUUGGUCUGCAGACUUUCUUGUCUUAACUAAGGUGGGACUAUGGGUGUUUCGUCCAUGUUACAUGCUUAGUUCCAGCAAUUUCUCUCCUGAAAGGCUAGUCAGCUAACCUUCAUUGUUACUAUGCAUGGCUCCCACCCCUGCAAGGGGCAGGUAAGGACAUCCUGUUUAGAGGUCCCUUCUGGGUGUGGGGGCAUUGCAUACUGGCCUGUGGAUAUAUUUAUGACUGUUGUGGAGCUUGAGGAGUUUGAGGGGUAGAAUUCCAACCUACUUAGUUCACGGAACACCAACUUGUAAUCUUUAUCCUCCAGAUAACAAGGGUACCUGUCCUCCCGCCCAGCAUGGUAGAAGUGUUGGGUCUCAGUCAGCUAGCUCUUCUGUAUGUUUACCUCAGAAGUAGCAGUGGGUUUGACUGCAGACAAAAAAUGUAGUUACUAAAAACAAGCUUUGAAGUAGUAUUGAUUUCUUUUUUUCACCACAACAAGCAUUUUGGGAAAAUCCCUUUGGGUGACCAUCCUAAGCAAUUUCUGAGGCUCUCCGUAGCAAGACUGGUUAUGCAUUUCUAGGAGAGGUAGUCUUUGGGCAUCAGCCGUCUACUGCCGACUAGGCGGCUGCAACACUGCAAGCCACUCACCAGGUUCUCCAGGCUCGCAUGGGCUCCAGUUUUGUACAGCAUAUGUACCCUGGUUUCGUUCCCGAGGUGUGUUAGACCUGCCCCCGCUUCUGUGUACUCUAACCUUUGUAUCUCAAGAGUCAACAAAAGAUAGUUGACUGCGUCUUUCAUGAGGGUUGUGAAAUCUACAAACUGUCCCUUAUGAAAGAUUUUUGGGGGCCAAUGAAAUGGCUCAGUGGGUAAAUGUGCUUGCUGCCAAUCCCACUAACCUGAGUUUGGUUCCUAGACCUAUUUGAUGGAAGAAGAGAACUCACUCCUGCCAAGUUGCUGUCUGACCUCUACAGAUGUAGUACAACAUUGUGGCAGGGCAAACACGCACAUGCACACACACACACACACACGCACGCACGCACGCACGCACGCGCUAUUUUUCCAAGUGUUGACAUUUGGCCAUUUCUAACCUUUUACACCCACAUACACUUGGCUAAGCCGUGAGUAACCUGUAUACAUUGUGAUCUUACAAAUCUCUGUGACUAAGCUCACCAUAAUCAAGAAAAUUAAAAAGCAAUUAUGUUGUUCCAGUGAUCCCUCUCACUUCUAUUAGACCCAGGAGCCACUGGGGUGCCACCUUUAAUGUCACCCGCAGCCAUUCUCUUUUGCCCCUGGGAACUUUGCUGCACCCAGACCAACUAACUAUGGGACAGUACACUCCUGCUCCUGGACUGCUCAACCUCUUGUUUUUGCUAAAUUAGGUUCAAGCCGAACGUCUGUGGGAGGAAUACUCCCUAGGAGAUAAAGGACACCAUUUGAGACCUGCCAGUUUAUAGAGGGAGGUGACAGUCAUCAUUCUCCACUAAACUACUUUCUUUUUGUAAUAACACGACACUGAACACACCACCAUUUUACUAAGUGGUUUUAGUAUAUGGAGAGAUUCUUAGCUGAAGCAGUUUUUGUGUGUGUGUGCAUUAUAAAUAGAGAUUGUUUUCUUUUGAAACAGAGCUUUCCCUUGGGCUCUACUAGUUUUCUUGAGACAAGGUUCACGUCGCCUGGAGUGGACUUGACCUUGUAGCAACUCUCCUGCCUUCCAAGUGCUAGGAUUACAGAUAAACCAUCACCAGGCCUGUUUUGUUUUGAGAUAGGAACUCUUCUUUGUAGCUCUGGCUGACCUGGAACUUGCUAUGUAGGCCAGGCUGGCCUCCAACUCAGAGAUCCACCUGCCUCUGCCUCCCCAGUGCUGAGACUAAAGGCAUGGGCUGCUCUGCCUGGCCUUGGUUUUGUUCUGUAAAGCAUCGUUUGGACUGCCGUGUGGGUUCUUCUCAAAUCAUGGCAGUGCAGGCUCCUCCUGUCACUCUUCAUUUUGAUGCUCAAAUACACAGCAUCAAAUUGUCUCAGGUUGGGCUGGCGGCGUCUCCUUUAAGCUGGCUCCUGUCUCUUCCUAAAGCCAUUUUUAUUUGGAAAGAAUUUCAGACUUGCAGAAAAUUGCUGGACUAAUGAACAGAGGACCACACACAUACACGCCUUUCCCAGACUGAGCUGUUCUCAUGUUGCCAUCUGCAUCAUGUGUGUGCUCUCACUGAAAACACUUUUCUGGACCACUCAAGAGUAUGUUGCGUAAUCACUACCUGUAUGUAAUCUAAACUGCUGUCUUCUGCUUCUGCUUACUGAGCAAGUGUUCCCCUCCUAGACUGAAUCUGGUGUAGGCUAAUGUUUUAAGCAUUGAACAGGUCUUCCUUCCUAACCUGUUCUGAUUUUCACUACCCUUGCCUUUUAUGCCACGGACAUUGUUGCAGCUUGUUCCCUUCUUCCACACUGUUUUGGGAAGUAAGGGUUUUCACUUUUGUGGAUUUUCUGAUAAUGGAGUAUCUCAAGCAGGUGCUAACUUUCCCAGAACAUCACAUCUGGAAGAUACACAGUGCCCAUCUGCUCUCAGUGGUAAUAAUUUGAUUUUUAUCCCAUAAACAAAUAUGCAAAUAACCACCCCUCCCAGCUCCUGUCAGCGGCUGUCCAGGGUGGACCCUGGAGCCAGAGCUACUGUGAUGGUUCAGAGAACAGCUCUGGCUCGUGCACUCGGGAGGCAAAUCUCCUAUUUUGAGGCCAGCCUGACCUACAGAGCAAGUGCCAAGACAGGCUCCAAAGCCACAUAGAGAAAUCCUGUCUCGAGAAAAACAAAACCUAUAAAAUAUAAACUGCCAGGUACUGGAGAGAUGGCCCAGUGGCUAGGAGCUCCCAGAGGACUUGAGAUUGCUUCCUAGCACCCAUGCCAGCUGCCUCACAGCCAGUGACUUCAGAGUCUGGGGCUGCUUAUUUCCCUUGAGACAUUUUGUUGUGACUAAUAUCAAAGCACUACUUGAAUCUGUUUCCAGCCAUAACAUAUCAUGGGUAAAAGCAAGGCAGGGUGACAUAGUGGACACUGGGCUAGGCACUUAGGACGCAUUUCCUCUAUAUCCUUUUGUGUAACUGCACACGUACCAGUGUUUCACAGACGGGCAAACCGAGACACAGGUGCAGUCCAGCCUUGCUGGCCCUGGGCAGCAUCCUCGCUGGGUCGUGCUGCCUUUCUCACCAUUCUGAGGCUUACAGGGUUCAGUGUAGCAUCAUCUGCCACAAGGCCAGUCACCCAGACUCAAAUCAUAGUCAUUUCAUACAUGAAGAGCCCGGCUUCUCAAGUGUAUGCAAAGCUGGCUGCUACCUGAGGGAGUCAGUGUCCCUCCUGACUGCAGAGGGGCAGCAGGCAUCUCCUGUGUGGGCUCCUGCUUCCCAGCUUGGCUGGGGAAGAUGUCCUGCCUCUCUCCUUGAUUUCCUCACUCUGAAAAUCCCUCAGUCAGACUAAGCUCGCUUCUCUGCCAGAUUUGAAUAUUAUAUGUACUUGGGGAAGAGGUAAGAAGAAUUAUUUUCUUCUCAUACAUACUACAUACAUUAAACACCUAGCUUUCCAGUCAUGACUGAAGACUGACAUUUUUUUUCUGUUCACUGACACGAAUGAUGCUGGAUCUCUAGAGCUUCCCAUAGACGUCCUGGUAGAAGGGAAGCAUGGGCUGGGUAUCACGUAUCCAAAACUCUUGCAAGUGAUUUAUGGAUAUUCUUAGAUUUUGAAGUACUUGCAUAUACAGAACAUGUCUUACUGAUGGAGUCUUUACAAAACACAUAGCUUGAUGUACCUUAAAUAUUUCUAGUGUCUGGGCAUGGGGUUUCCUUGGCAGUAUUUCAAAUUUUAGAGCACUUGAUUUUCAGAUUAGAGAUGUCUAAUGUGCUAUACUGUUAAGUUUGGGUUUUCUUUGCCCUUCUCUUUUCCAAACAAGAGGACCAAAGCCUAAGGAUAAGCAUGCAGAAGUAGAGCAGGCAGGCACAGAGCUAGGGCGCCACCAGGACAGGAAGUGGAGGGAUGGAAGAUGUAUCACUUCCUUACUAUUAAGCAUCCAGGUUCUCAGGUUCCUCCCUGCAUAAAAUGAGCCCUGAAAUUUGGAGGAUUAAAAUGGGAUAUAUCAGCAUGUACUCAGGGUUUUUUUUUUUUUUUUGUAUACAAGGAUCGGCAUACAUACUUUGCAUAUGUUCAGCUUGUCAAAGGGCAUAAACGGCAGCCCAUAUAUGAUGAAGUCCCCAGUGGACCAAAUCUGAGCUCCAAAUUAAAGACAAAUGAACAGACGAUGCUGGAAAACUCAGGGUACUGAUGCUGUAGUCUGCUGGCUGACUUUGCAGCUCUGGCAGACUAUUCCGUCCCCCCAAACACACCCCAUUCUGUUGUUUUUGUUGCUACACUUCUAACCAACCCACACAGCCACUUCUGUCAGUUCAUACUGCUUGACAAUGAAGAGAGCAAUUGCAGACUGAGCAGGCUUGCCACAUUUGUGCAACCAACACAAAGAGCUAAAGGAAACCAUUAUACACAUCACACACAUAAAUACCAAUGAAAGCCUUGUUAAAUUUAUUUUGUAUUCAGCUGAAAAACUUUUCUUGCCCCUUAGAACUGCGGCGAGCAGUAAGAAGCAGUGUGUGGAAAAGAGAAACAGCCGCUCACCAUCAUGAGUAUGGACCAGAGGAAAGCUUAGAAGAUGACAUGUUCCGCAAGACUUGUACCUUGUGUGGCCACGAGCUGACGUAUGAAAAAAUGUGACUUUUAAAAAUUUAUAUUCAAAUAAAGGCUCUCUUCAGAUA
This is a messenger RNA of Arvicola amphibius (Eurasian water vole), 5984 nucleotides long. It is a transcript of the gene Xpa, whose product is annotated as XPA, DNA damage recognition and repair factor. NCBI's taxonomy places the organism in Eukaryota, Metazoa, Chordata, Mammalia, Rodentia, Cricetidae. Gene Ontology annotation, molecular function: damaged DNA binding. The record is from RefSeq and is a predicted model, not a curated record. Gene Ontology annotation, biological process: UV-damage excision repair; nucleotide-excision repair, DNA damage recognition; nucleotide-excision repair involved in interstrand cross-link repair. The transcript is spliced from 6 exons. The coding region runs from base 132 to 851 and encodes 239 amino acids. Gene Ontology annotation, cellular component: nucleotide-excision repair factor 1 complex.